AGUAUUAGGCAGCCAAGUAAAUGGCGUCUCAAGUUGUUUUUUAUGCGAAUUCUAUGUGUUUCUCUUUUACUGUGUCGUUUUAAAUGUACACGGCGACCGUAACAGUUAUUUAGAUAUACGUGUUAUAAUUUAAUUGAAAAACAUUGUUUACUUCGUCGACGUUUCAUUCUUUCUAUGAAACAAUGGCGUCGAAUGAACAUUUGGAAUCCCACGUAAAACUCAGUGAAAAUCGUAGUUUAUCUGAAGAUAAUUGUAACUCAAGUAGUGCUGGAGACGCCGGUGAAGGUGUUAAGCGGCGUAGAGUCACUCAUGAUUAUAAGAAACUGUGUAAACUGGGAUACGAUCCAAGUAUGUCAACUGAAUCCACACACGCAUCUAUUGAUUCUAAAGGUAAAAAACGUAAGCGCAGCAAAGAUUCCCAAGAAGUAUGUGUCUGGGGAGAGAACUCUAAACCUCCGAAAAUGAGCAAAAUAUGGCCAGUAUUUGAUUCUGGAGGAUAUGGAGAUGCUGCUAUGUUAACACUACAUGUUGUGCAGAAAUCACCAAAUAUUGUCAAUCCGCUGUUAUUUCAUCAAGAUAAAGACCACAGCUUACUAGAUAUAAAUCAAACACCAUUUAAAGAAGACUGGUUUGGUGGCAUCAACGCAUCAUUGAUGCAAACAAGAUUGGAACAUACUAUUCCACGUGACGAUGUCACCAAACGAAUCUUUUCCUCAGUCUCCCGUCAGUUGAAGAUAAUCAAUGCACACUUCCAGACGUCCAUGCCAAGAUACAAGUACCCCAGAGUGACCAGGUCAAACAUACUCCUAGAACAUACUAACCCAAGAAGACCAGCCACACACUUCAGUUUAGCACUUAGAGCAAUCAAGUUCCAGCCGACGCCGAGAAGGGAACUACCAUGUUACGGGAACUUGGAAUUACCAUUGAAGAUCAAACCAGAGAAAGGCUCGUCCUCACAAGUGUUCCCUGCUAUUUGUACUGGUAUUAAAAUGGAUCCAGAUAAAGUUAAAAGUGAAGUGAUAGUGAAAGUUGAACAUGAUAAAGUGAAAAAAGAUAGAGAAAGAGAGAAAGUGAAGGAAAAAGAUAGAGAUAAAGACAGAUCCCAUUCUUCGCGUCACUCGUCGUGCCAACAGUGUCGGAGACGCGCUCGAGUCAAGCGGUGCUCCAUCGGUGUACAAUGUCGCCGGGAGAGGUCAGCACCAGUCUGGGGACCUAGGGCUCCAUGUGUGGAUAUCAAGGGACUUAAAUAUCAAAGGUUAAUGCGUGUGGAAACUCAUCCGAAUGGCGGCGCUAGUGUCGUCUACUUGUACCAACAUGAUAUUGACAUGUUGAGCGAACAUCAGCAGGAAUCAUUAGCAAAGGAGUUUCUUAAGUUAGUAUUCUCGGAGGAUAGCGGGGGUUGGGCUCAGUUUGUGUGCGGUGUGGUGCGGGGUGCAGCUGGCCGCUUGCCCUGUCUGCUGCAGUACCUCGCUGAGAGACAUCCCUCACUCACUGUUAAAGCGGGCGUUCUAGCUCGAGCAUCAGAUAUAGAGACCACCACAAUUAGCAGAUAUUAUCAGCAGGUGCAGCAGACGUACGCGGCGGGCACAUUCCGGUGUGGGCCACUGCACCAGAUAUCUCUGGUGGGCACAGUGCAUGAGGAGGUCGGAGGUUACUUCCCCGAUAUGCUGGCUAUGCUCGCGGAGUGCCCUUAUCUUAAACUGACAAUGCCUUGGGGUCCGAUGGCUGCAGUGGAGAUGGAGCCCCAGGAGUCCAAUGAUGGUCCUAUUUUGUGGAUCAGGCCCGGAGAGCAACUUGUGCCCACAGCGGAGCUCGGCAAGAGCCCUAUCAAGAAGAGAAGGACUGGUAUAAACGAGCUCCGCAAUUUACAAUAUUUGCCGCGUUGGAGCGAAGCGCGCGAGUUUUUAUUUGAAGACAGGACGCGUGCGCACGCAGAUCAUGUCGGACAUGGAUUGGAUAGAAUCACUACUGCUGCUGUCGGAGUUUUGAAAGCGAUCCAUUGCGGUGAUGAAGGUGACCGAGGUCGCAUCACCAAGGAUGUGGUGGCUUUCCAUGCUGCAGACUUCAACAAGCUGGUGCAGCUGCUUCAGCUGGAUCUUUACGAGCCUCCGAUAUCACAAUGUGUUACAUGGUUGGAGGAGGCGAAGUUGAACCAGUUGCGUCGCGAAGGUGUGCGAUACUCUCGUCUCCCACUCUGCUCUGACGACGUCUACUUCCUGCCUCGUAAUAUCAUACACCAGUUCCGUACAGUCUCCGCUGUCACAUCAGUCGCAUGGCAUUUACGAUUGAAACAGUACUAUCCGUCUUCUGAGGCGUCUUCUCCAGCUGAGGAACGUCCUGCAGCAGAUCCUGUACCUCAAAUCAAUACUGAACCUAAAAAAUCAUCAGCAACGAAGCACAAAAGUGGAGUUAUAGAAAUGAGAGCAUUAAGUGCUAAAUAUAAAGAGAAACCAACAUUAAAACUGACAGACAGAAAGAGUACAGAAGUACAAACUAACAAACAUGUAGAAGAUAAGAAGGAAAAGAAGAGUGAGUCAAGACAUGAGAGAUCUGACAGAUCAGAACAGAAGACAUCGCAUAGACAUAGAGAUAGUGAUAAACAUAGGUCAGAUAAAUCGGAGAAAACAGAAAAAGUUGAAGUUAAAACUGACAAAGAUGUUAAGGCAGCUGAAAAAUCUGAAACUAAAACAACCAAAUCUGAAAUUAAGACAGAGAAAGUUGAAGUUUCAGAUAAAACUUCGAAACAGAUCGAUAAAUUAGAUGUAACAUUACCUGAUAAGGUAGUAGUUAAACUAGAAAAUCGAUUAAGUGAUAAAGUGGACAGUAAAUGUUCAGACAGUUUAGUUAAUAAAUCAGAGAAAUCAAUCGAAAAGAUUGAUACAGUAAUUGAUAAGUCUGAAAGUAAGGAUAAAUCAAAUGUCAAAUUAGAUAAAACCGAGAAUAGGUUAUCAGAUAAAUGUGACAAAAUAAAAUCUCAACCAGAUACAGAAAAGACAGAAAAAAUAGAUAAAAGUGAUAAAACAACAGAAAAGUCAGAAAGUAGGCUGUCAGAUAAAACAGACAGCAAAUUGUCUGAAAAGACAGAUAGAACAUCAGACAAACCUGAGAAGUCGGAUAGUAGAACAUCUGAGAAAUCUGACAAAUCGGAUAGAACAUCUGAAAAAUCAGAUAAGGUAGAAAGUAGAUUGUCAGAUAAAUCUGACAAGUCAGAUAGUAGAUUUUUGGAUAAAUCUGACAAAUUAGAAAGUAAAUCAUCUGAUAAAUCAGAAAGCAGAUCAUUAGACAAAGAAGAAAGUAAAACAGACAAAAUAGACAGAAGUGAAAAACUUGAUACAAAGAAUAAAUCUGAUAGAGAAAGCAGGUCGAGCAAAUCGGAACACAAAAGACAUUCAUCAUCAAGAUCUCACCGAUCACAUCGAGACCACAAGGACCGUUCACACAAAGACCACAAGAGAGACCACAGGAGUGAUGACAGAAAGUGUUCGGACAGACAUCGAGAGAGAGACAGUAAAGUUGAAGCUAAGCUUCUAAGUGCAAAGCUGCAAGAGAUUGUGCAUCGACCUCCCGAUUAGUGCUAAGUGUAGAUUAAGUGCAGGAUAAC
Papilio machaon (common yellow swallowtail) is the source of this 3601-nucleotide messenger RNA. RefSeq lists its product as uncharacterized. Bases 183 to 3572 code for a protein of 1129 amino acids. Lineage: Eukaryota; Metazoa; Arthropoda; Insecta; Lepidoptera; Papilionidae. The record is from RefSeq and is a predicted model, not a curated record. The transcript has 12 exons. Gene Ontology annotation, cellular component: nucleus.